This is a messenger RNA of Schistocerca americana (American grasshopper), 378 nucleotides long. RefSeq names its product protein takeout-like. The transcript is spliced from 3 exons. Lineage: Eukaryota; Metazoa; Arthropoda; Insecta; Orthoptera; Acrididae. Bases 1 to 378 code for a protein of 125 amino acids. The record is from RefSeq and is a predicted model, not a curated record.
AUGGUGCCCGGCAGCUACCACAUAAAGACACACUUGCGUGUUGAUGAUCCCAUGUACAUGAUCGGUACAUACAAGGGGGACGGCAAGGUUCUGGUCCUGCCCAUCAAGGGAAGUGGCGCCUGCAAUAUCACCACCGUACACAUGCACAGGAUACGCUUAAGAGGAAUGACAUCAACUGCAUCGAACGCCCUCUCGGUACAAGCAUGUGCAACCCUGCUUGAUCCUGACAACAUGAACAAGUUCUUGAAUGAGAUCAUGGACCUGUUGGUGGAGGACCUGAAACCGGCGAUGGAGUUGGCGCUGGCGGCGACGGACAUGGAUGUGGCGAGGCGGCUGUUUAGCAAGGUGCCCUACAACUCCGUCUUCCCCCCAUCAUGA